Messenger RNA from Monopterus albus (swamp eel), 1726 nucleotides. It is a transcript of the gene phyhd1, whose product is annotated as phytanoyl-CoA dioxygenase domain containing 1. The coding region runs from base 501 to 1376 and encodes 291 amino acids. The record is from RefSeq and is a predicted model, not a curated record. NCBI's taxonomy places the organism in Eukaryota, Metazoa, Chordata, Actinopteri, Synbranchiformes, Synbranchidae. The transcript is spliced from 11 exons.
CAGGUGGUCAAGGUCCUGGUAAUUUAGCCUGUUGUACAAUUUGCUGGGUAUUUUAAGCAUUGUCAUAUUUGAGAGACGCACAAAGGUUGUUUUUUUUUUUAACUGAAGCCAGAAUUGAAGUAUAAAGCAGUAUGAAAUGAAAAUACUCAAGUAAAAUACAAGUAUGUCAAGUAUGUGUUUAUAUUCCACCACUCCAGCUGCCAGGUAAGUCUGUAGUUCAUUUGUAUUUAUCUACAUGUUAUAGCAGCGACACCUAGAGGCCGUCCAGCGCUACUGCUGCACUUUGGCUGUUUACUGCACCGUAAUGGAGAGAAACUGUACAAUAAGUCCUCUAAUCGCAGCGAAAGAGUUAAAAAUCCACAAUCCUAUUGCAACCUCGGUGUGGUUAUACUUUAAUAGAUUUAGACUCGUCACAUGGUCGGAAAUCAGCGCUUACACACCGGAUAAGACACAACACAUUUACCCCAUGAGCUGGAGUGGAGAUCUUCGAGCAGAGCAACAUGGAUUUUAUGACGGAUAGGGAUGUGCAGAAGUAUCUGGAGGAUGGGUAUGUGGUUCUGGACGGGCUGCUCACAUCCCAGGAGUGUGAUGAGCUGAGACAGAGGAUGGCAGAGAUAGUGGACCACAUGGACGUGCCGGAGCACUGCCGCACAACCUUCUCUACCUAUGACCAGCAGCACAAGGAACAGGGAAGCUCUGAUUAUUUCAUCACCAGUGGAGAUAAAAUUAGCUUUUUCUUUGAGAAAGGAGUUUUUGAUGACAAAGGGGAAUUCAUCGUACCAGUACAGCAGUCGCUGAAUAAAGUUGGUCAUGCACUGCAUGCCUACGAGCCCUUACUCAAAAAGGUUACGCAUUCGCCCAAAGUCCAGGGCAUAGCUAAGAAGCUGGGUCUUGUAAGACCUGUGAUACUGCAAAGCAUGUACAUUUUUAAGCAACCGGGGAUCGGUGGGGAAGUGACACCUCACCAAGAUGCCACAUUUCUGUACACUGAGCCGCUGGGCAGAGUUAUGGGGCUGUGGAUCGCCCUGGAAGAUGCUACUGUCGACAACGGCUGUUUGUGGUUCAUCCCGGGGUCACACAACAGUGGGAUUUCUCGCCGUAUGGUUCGAACCCCGAAGGGCACCGUUCCCCUGACGGCCUUCAUCGGUCGACAGAAGAACUAUGAAGAGGAGAAGCUUGUUGCCGCACCAGUCAAAAAAGGUGCUAUAGUCCUGAUCCAUGGUGAAGUGGUACAUCGCAGUGCUGAAAACACAUCCAAAGACUCUCGCCAUGUCUACGCCUUCCACAUCAUGGAAUCCCAGGACACCCGCUGGAGCCCUGACAACUGGUUGCAGCCCACUGAAGAGCUCCCUUUCCCGCCUCUCUACUCAAAAUGAAGCUCGUCUUUCCUGCAGUCCACGGGGAGACACAAGAUUCUUUCUCAUCUGAAAAAGGGCCAGUGUGUAUGAAAUGUGUUAACCAGAACGAAUGUGCUGCAGUUUGUCAUGGCUGUUUUGUAUCAUAUGACACCAACUGUUUCACUGGGCUACAUGUAGACAGCAAAGUCAGUGUAGGAUAAAUUGUUACUAAUUCACGUUUUCAGUGAAUAUAUCAAUAAUUUUACAUGACAGUUUUUUAAACAUAAUUAUUUACAAUAAAAUUAAUUUGGAUAAACAUUAGGUUUCUGAUCAACUGAUAUUUUAUUCAGUCACCUGCCAGCAGUAUUCUUUUUUUUUUUUUUUUACAA